UAUUUUGUAAUCAUUAUGGUUUAUUACCAGAAAAAUGUGGCAAUCAAAUCUUUGAAGAACACAGCUUUUGAUGGAGUGCUAAAAGGUGUCCUAGAGGAGGCUCUGACCAUGCAGAGACUUUCUCAUGAUAACAUUGUUAAAAUGUAUGGCAUUUCACUUCCUUUCAGAGAAGAACCACUAAAGCUGGUGACAGAGUUUGCCUCUUAUGGUUCCCUGGAAGAGAAGCUCCAAAAGAAAGACAAGGAUGUUUGCAGGGUGUCUGCGUUAAGUAAAUUUGCUCAUCAGGUUGCACAAGGCAUGGACUACUUGGCCAGACAGAAUUUAGUCCAUCGUGACUUAUCUGCAAGAAAUAUUCUUGUAUUUCAACCAGACCUGGUUAAGAUAAGUGACUUUGGUUUAGCCCGGACACUGGAAGGAGGAGCCACGACACAGAUCACCGUCCAUAGAAAACUAGCAGUUGCCUGGUUGCCUCCUGAGGCGAUAGUGAAUAAUGUGUUCACACUUGCGAGUGAUGUGUGGAGUUAUGGAAUAACACUGUGGGAGAUGUUCUCUUUUGGUCAACAACCCUGGGCUGAAUUGAACUUGAAUCAGAUCAAGCUGAUGAUUGCUAAUGAGCCAAGCAAUCACCUUCACAAACCAGAAGCAUGUCCAGAUGGUUUUUAUGACAUUAUGUUGGGCUGUUGGGAACGUGAUCGAGAGAAGAGGCCAAAAUUUACCUACAUAAGCAACAGAGUGUUGGAGUUGCAGCCAAGAGAAGGGAUAACAAAAGUUUGUCAUCGCACUGGUGAACAAGAUCACCUCAGCUAUGACAGUAGAACGAAGGUUACAGUUAUUUCAAAGAGAGAAAGUGGCCUGUUGCUUGUACAGAGUGAAAAUGGCACCAUAGGUUUAGUGCAUGAGAAGAAUCUAGACUUCUCUAAGAAAGCACUACAAAAACGUGCUGGCAGUGGCCGUAAUGCAGGAGACAUCGGCAGACCAUUUGACCUAAGGAAACAAAAUUCGAAAGAGCUCUUGCCAAAAUCACACAAAAAACCAGUGAGACAAACCGAGGGAAACGGCGUGGUUCACGAUUUGUUGGAUUUGAGAGAUGAUGCAAAGAGCGAUCCCACAAACCCCCUGAACCCUGGUCGUUACACAGGUAACCCAGCCAUGGAUCAUGAACAGAUACCACAAGUAGCCAGAGAGAACCAGGCCCUUCAACACGGACCGCAGGGCGCCACAGGAAACCACGUCAUCGCGCAAAACCCGCCGGAAUACACAAGUAUGGGAAAUGAUAGUCUUUAUAUCAGUAUGGACUACCAACAGCGUAAUCUUGCCGCGAAUGAGAGUGAGUAUGCCACUUUGAAGAAGGUGAAAGAACCACAGCAUUCAAUGCAGUGGCAAGAUUUGGUGAGGGCUCCCAGGACACAGUUCGAAUCAGACGCUGCAGGAAUGGCAUCCGACCCAGAUUAUGCUGUGCCGUAUCAACACAGAAAGGGAUACAAAGAUGAUACUUCCCUAGGGCGUGGACUACAGGAAACUCCAGGGGGUAAUACCCCAAGGGGGAAAUCCCCGCUGAAUAUUCCAGAUCGCCCCGACCUUCAGGAGCACAAGGGGAAAACCUCUGAUGCAGCUGGAAGCGUUCUAUCUGCUAGCGCGCCUUCCAGCAGUCCGUUUGCAACGACCCCGAGAAAGACUACAAAGAGACCAGUGCCCACACCUCGUCGAAACACCAAGUUGAACGCUCGCCCUGUUUCUGAUGGCAGUCUUGAUACAAAAGCGGUCAGUGGAACAGAACCACUCCCUGCGAAUGGAGACUUCCAUGCACGUAAUUCAGAAGCUGUUAAAGGCUCAGACACAGGAGAUGUGGUCGGUGCGUCAGCUGAUAAAAAAGUACCACCUCCAACUCAUUUGCUUCGCCAGCCCACUAACGCUCCUCUUAAACGACGAGAACUUGCCGAGAACUCGCCAGUACGCUCGGAGAUGCACCUUGAAGGGCAAAGUAGUGAUGAUAAGGAGCUUCAGAUAGAGCUUCAGGACCAGUCGUCGAAGGCAGAUACUGCGUCUGAACAACCAAUACAAAAGAAACAUUAUAUCAUAAUUGCACCACCCAUUCCUAAUGGUGAAGGGACGGCGCAGGCUACUGCUUCCCAGGACACUCACGGUCAGGACUUGUCGAGCGAGUCCCAAGCUCCUGCUGUUGACCAAGUCACUGGGGCGACAGGAAACAGCGAUUCAUCCCAACUAACAGAAGUUCACCAUUAUGUAAACGCUGAUGAAGUAAAAAGGUUAUCGGCUGAUCUCAUAGAUCUUUCACUCGACCCCGAGGAUGCUGCAGUCUCUGAGCCCAUCUACGACAAGCCAAUUCAACUUCCGGAGCCUCCAGACAUUCCGAACGAGAUCUUAAAC
Messenger RNA from Orbicella faveolata, 2388 nucleotides. RefSeq lists its product as uncharacterized. The record is from RefSeq and is a predicted model, not a curated record. Gene Ontology annotation, biological process: positive regulation of kinase activity; multicellular organism development; protein phosphorylation. Gene Ontology annotation, cellular component: signaling receptor complex; plasma membrane. Gene Ontology annotation, molecular function: ATP binding; protein binding; transmembrane receptor protein tyrosine kinase activity. Lineage: Eukaryota; Metazoa; Cnidaria; Anthozoa; Scleractinia; Merulinidae.